Xenopus tropicalis (tropical clawed frog) is the source of this 1025-nucleotide messenger RNA. RefSeq names its product proteasome subunit beta 5 (gene psmb5). NCBI's taxonomy places the organism in Eukaryota, Metazoa, Chordata, Amphibia, Anura, Pipidae. Gene Ontology annotation, biological process: proteasome-mediated ubiquitin-dependent protein catabolic process; protein catabolic process; response to oxidative stress. The transcript has 3 exons. The coding region runs from base 97 to 870 and encodes 257 amino acids. Gene Ontology annotation, cellular component: proteasome core complex; nucleus; cytoplasm. Gene Ontology annotation, molecular function: threonine-type endopeptidase activity; peptidase activity. The record is from RefSeq and is a predicted model, not a curated record.
UUAAAAUGGCUGACUAUUGCAAAGUCAUGCCGUGACGUAACUGGACGGCGUCGCAUAACGCUUGAAUGAAGAAGUGUGUGUCUUCCAUUGGUUAAUAUGGCGCUGGCAAGUGUGUUGAGUUCAGAAGAUCUGUCGUGGAACCGGCCCCGGGAUAGAGCGGUCCACUGCGACCUCGACCUCCAUGGAACCAGUUUCCAGGUGCUUCCGGGCGCUGGCGAAGGAGCCGCCGAGCCUGGGAUCGAGUUUCUGCAUGGGACAACCACCCUGGCCUUCAAGUUCCGUCAUGGAGUUAUUGUGGCUGUAGACUCCCGUGCUACGGCUGGUGCAUACAUUGCCUCACAAACAGUGAAGAAGGUGAUUGAGAUUAAUCCGUACCUUUUGGGUACUAUGGCAGGAGGUGCUGCAGACUGUAGCUUCUGGGAGAGACUCCUUGCCCGUCAGUGCCGCAUUUAUGAACUGAGGAACAAGGAGCGCAUUUCGGUGGCAGCUGCAUCAAAACUGUUGGCAAACAUGGUUUACCAGUACAAAGGCAUGGGGCUAUCCAUGGGAACUAUGAUUUGUGGCUGGGAUAAGAGAGGACCUGGUCUGUACUAUGUAGACAGUGAAGGGAAUCGUGUGUCAGGUUCAGUGUUCUCUGUGGGCUCUGGCUCCAUGUAUGCCUAUGGUGUUCUGGACAGAGGAUACAACUAUGAAAUGGAGGUAGAAGAAGCCCAGGAGCUGGCACGGCGUUCCAUUUAUCAGGCCACAUAUCGUGAUGCUUAUUCUGGUGGAGUGGUGAAUUUAUACCACGUGCGCGAGGAUGGCUGGGUGCGGGUGUCCCAAGAUGAUGUUGCAGAUUUGCACCAGAAAUAUCGGGGUCAAGUUAACUAGGAGUUGGGAUUCUUAAGGCUUUAGAAUCCAGUACAAGUAACCAGCUGACAAAUACUGGAGGGAGAAGAAAAUUAGUCAGGUGGAUCCCAUUUUCAAUUUUGUUUGCGUUGCUUUCCAAUAAUUGUCACAUUAAAUAAUCUUUGUUUCAAAACUUA